AUGACAACCUUUCCAUUGAGUCGAGUUAUCGUCGUUGUGUUGUAUGCGACCGUGUCGCUGUAUCUGCUGACUUUGGUCGAUGCACCUCUCCUGUCGGACCAUUUCAUCGACGACGUCGCAUUCCGAGCGGCAUGGGUCACUCUGACGCAGAUACCACUCGUGUACCUUCUUGCAGCACGAUGCGGACCAUUCGAUCUUGUCACCGGUGUAUCACAUGAGCAGAUCAACUGGUUGCACCGCUGGGUCGGACGCACGAUACUCGUAAGUGCGACAGUCCAUGUAGUCGUUAUGAAGACCUCCAUAUCGACAACAGACAUCCUAAAAUCGCAAGAGGAGGGUAUGGCAGUAGUUCGGUAUGGUGUUGCCACGUAUGCGAUGCUCAUCUGGAUCGCUAUCACCAGCAUUUUACCUCUCAGGCAAUGCAGCUACCAGCUUUUCUACCUCAACCACUACGUGUCCACAUUUGCUUUCCUGUUUGUAGCUUUUCAGCACGUUCCGGCAUACGCACGCCCACCAAUCUAUCUUGCUAUCGGUAUCUUCGCCUUGGACAAAUCCCUAGUCGCAUACUUCUUCCUGCGUACCAACGUUGCAAUUGAGCCAUCGCAUGUGCGUCUAUGCAUCCCCGCUUUAGGACGAUUUGAAGUGCACCCUUUCACACCUGCGAAUUGUAGCGCCAUGCCGCCUCCACCACUGCCACCGCGCAAGGACCUCGAGCCGGGCAGGAAGCUGGAGCAGCCGAGACAGACGAGUGAGAUGAUACUUAUGAUCAAGUCCAAGUCUGGGUUCACGCAGCGACUUGUGGAGUACCACCGAACCUGGCUAGCACGGCCGUGUCCAAACGCUACGGAGCCCGAGGAUCAGACAUUGACCGCAUACAUCGAUGGCCCGUAUGGUGUUGCGCCCAAGUGGCACGAAUACGAGAAUUUGGUACUCAUGAGCAGCUCCACUGGUGUGUCCUUCAUCCUAGCGAUCCUGGAUCAUUUGGAGCAGUUGUGCUUCACCGCCGGGGCGGACGAGAUCAAGACAAGACAUGUGAAAUUCGUUUGGGUGAUACGACAUUUAGAUCCCGCGUUCGAGGAAAUUGUCAAAGCGAUUGUGGGUCGGUGUAGCGCAACGUUACAUGAUUGCGGCAUCAACAUCACUGCAGAGUUCUGGAUUCUCUUUGAUCCCUUCGCGCACCUCCGACCACAGCUAUCAAGACGAGUCAGCGACCGACCAGCGCUGAGGAUCCGACAUCCAGACGAGAUCUACGACGAAUGGGAUCGAGAAGCAGAAACGGAAGACACGGGAAUGAAACUCGAUCACGUCGAGCCAUUCGCGACGAAGCUGGAUGGCUAUGACAGCUCAGAGGAGACUGCGAGUGAAGGAGGCACCCUGAUCGACGGGGGAGACCACGACAAUUGGGAAGACGACGAAGAUCCGUUUUCGGACGGGCAUGCGACGGGUCACGAUGAUGCGUAUCGACCACUUCCAGAACCAAGACGAGAGGCGCCAGUGAUAGAGGAUGCGUCGAGAUGUCAAUGCGCGUUGAUCCAGCACCAGCGACGGAAACUCAGUACGCGCGAGAGGAACGUGGAGCACAUCACACAGCGACAUGGCUCGCGGCCGGACAUGAAACGUAUGCUGGGCACGAUGUCGCUGUCGGCGAGCGACAGGACGAUGAUAGCAGUCUGUGCGAACGGCGACGUGACAAAAACAGUCCAAGCCGCGACCGCCCGUAUCAACAAAGACUUUGCGCUAGGUAGAAGAAAGGGACGUGUAGAUGUACAUAUUGAAGGCCAGCAUUGA
Molecule: messenger RNA, 1788 nt
Organism: Parastagonospora nodorum SN15
Lineage: Eukaryota; Fungi; Ascomycota; Dothideomycetes; Pleosporales; Phaeosphaeriaceae
Exons: 3
Coding region: 1-1788 (595 amino acids)
Biological process (GO): iron ion transport; intracellular iron ion homeostasis; copper ion import
Cellular component (GO): plasma membrane
Molecular function (GO): ferric-chelate reductase activity
Source: RefSeq, a predicted model, not a curated record